AUGUUCACGGUGCUGCUGACCGUCGGCCUGCUUAUGGGAGUAUACAUAGUCCUGGUCCAAACGCUGUUCAGAAGAUCCAGAUGCAGAGGCAAGGCACCGAUGUCCGGAAGGACGGUGGUUAUAACAGGUGGAAACACAGGAAUCGGCAAAUCCACGGCGCUCCAUCUGGCCCGCAGAGGAGCCCGGGUGAUUCUGGCCUGUCGGAACCGAGAGAAAGCCGAGUCAGCCAUCGGUGACAUCAAACAGGUGACGGGCAGCACAGAUGUGCUCUACAUGAAACUGGACUUGGCCAGUCUGAAGUCGGUCCGCUCCUUUGCAGAGAACUUCCUUAAAACCGAGAGCCGGCUCGACCUGCUCAUCAACAACGCCGGUUUGGUGGCGGAUGGCCGAACAGAGGACGGAUUUGGCGUCCAGUUCGGUGUGAAUCACCUGGGUCACUUCCUGCUGACGUGCCUGCUGCUGGAGCGGCUUAAGGAGGGCGGCGGCGGCCGUGUGGUCACCCUGUCCUCCAUCGCUCACCGCUGGGGCAACAUCGACUUUGAGGCUCUUGUGGCUAACAAGGACCUGGGCACGGGGAAGUACAGCUGGCAGUUCUUCCAGGCGUACUGCAGCAGCAAACUGUGUAACGUCCUCUUCACAUAUGAACUGGCUAAGAGGCUGGCCGGCACCAAUGUCACCUGCUACUGCCUUCACCCAGGUAUUGUGCGGACAGGGCUAUCCAGACAUGUCAGUCUGUGGCAGAUGAUCUUCAUUGAACCCAUCUCCAGGCUUCUGUUCCUGGACCCUGACACCGGCGCCCAGACCACACUGCACUGCGCCCUGCAGGAGGGAAUCGAACCCCUGAGCGGGCGUUAUUUCUCCUGCUGCAGCAUGCAGGAAGUGGGGGCUUACGCCAGGGACGAUGCUGUGGCCCGGAAACUGUGGGAGGUCAGCGAGAGGCUGUGUGGUCUGUCUUAAGGAGGAGUGAGGACUAACCUGCCAAUCAAGUCUGUGCUCAGAUCAUAGAUUGUAAAUUUUGUCCAACGGACCCGACACUGCAUCCAUUUAUCGAUGCAGGAUGUGAACAACAAAAAACAUACAAACUGAUUCAAAUACAAAGGUGGUACGACACGCAUCACGUUGUCCCACAUCUUCACCA
Molecule: messenger RNA, 1138 nt
Organism: Lampris incognitus (smalleye Pacific opah)
Lineage: Eukaryota; Metazoa; Chordata; Actinopteri; Lampriformes; Lampridae
Product: dehydrogenase/reductase SDR family member 13-like
Exons: 6
Coding region: 1-957 (318 amino acids)
Source: RefSeq, a predicted model, not a curated record